GCUACUUCGAAGACAGACUGCAACAAGUGUCUUCAGUGAGUCUGUCUCCAUAAAUCAAGCCGGGUGCACAGUGCUACUCACGUGGGGGAAGAUGUACUAACAUAAUAAGUGGACAAUCGUUCGUUAGCACGAACUCUUAAUCAGUGCUCAACCAUGGCCUCCAUUGUCCAGGUAUUCGUUAUCGGGCUGUUGACCGCUCGAUGGUCACCGGUUGGGGCACGUCUUCCCCGAAUCCACGUGGACCCAAGCACUGGUCACUUUAUGGACUCCGAGGGGAGGAUCACGUUGUUUCGGGGUAUCAACUCGGUGAUCAAGCACUUUCCCUGGUACGAUCCCGCCAUGUUGGACCCUCAGAGGCACGCCGAAUUGGCCAAGGCUGGCUUUAACGUGGUCCGAUUGGGUGCCAUGUGGACUGGAGUGGAGCCCACUGAAGGCCAUAUCAAUCAAACCUACAUCGAUAUUCUCAAGGAAAUCGUUGUAUCCUUGGAGUUCGUUGGAAUUUACACGGUACUUGACAUGCAUCAAGAUGUCUUGUGGAAAACUCAAAAGACGGGAGACGGAUAUUUUGGCAUUCCUCCAUGGAUUCAAGAGAAACUGAACCAAACGGCAGAUUUCCCCUGGCCUUUCGAAAAGUUAUCUGCCUGGCCUUGCGGUUACUUCACGAUAGAAAUCAACGAAGGCUUCGAUCAGUUCUAUCGAAACGUGGGCAACUCGACGGAGAGCUUCAUCCACUUUUGGGAGACCAUGGCCAAAAAUUUUAAAGACCUGCCCGGGGUUCUUGGCUAUGAGCUCAUUAAUGAACCAUGGGGCGGGGACGCAUAUAAGGAUGCCUCGCUCCUUUUGCCGGGAGUGAGUGGGCGUCGCUACCUGGCCCCACUUUAUGAUCGGGUUAGUGCGGCUAUCAGGGCCAUUGACGAUCAGACGCUCAUCUUUUGGAACCCACCUUUCACGUCCAACCUCAUGCCAUUCUCAGUUCCUACCUACUUUGACAAUCUGAUGGAGAACUACUUCGCAAAACACUCCCUGGCGGACUUUAUGAAGCUCGGAUCGCCGUGCGGUCCACUGGAUCUAGAUUUUCAAAAGCAGAAAGACAUUCCGAAAUCCAUGUCAGCUUUGGACACGGUGUUUGAGGUUCUCUCCAAGGUGUUGUCCUUUCAAAUGGUGUCAGCCGCCAGUCAAGCAUUGCUCUAUGAUUGGUUUGAGGAAGUGGGUGAUGAAGCAGAAAUGCCAGCCUUUGGCUUUGGCAUGCGACACGUGCCCGGAGGUCCAGAGUUCUUGAAUCGUACCGUCAUGUCUUGGCAUUACUACUGUCUGGCCAUUUUUGAUAAUCCCAGCUCUGAAGAGCCCUAUCCACCGGUCCUUCAACGCCUCUGUGAUAAAACGCUCGGACCCAAGCACUUCGAGGCCAUCCGUGAGCAAGCCCAACUUUUGGGCGGAAGUGGGACCAUGCUCACGGAGUUUGGUUUGUGCACGCCUAAUAUCACGGCUCCUGGAAGCCAAAGCUUUAUCGAGUGCAACUUCGUCAUGGAAUCCAUGGAAAGCUACUUGGAGUCCUGGAUCUUUUGGGACACCUCGCAUGAGCACGAUCCAGUCUUUUGGGACUUGGAGGGCAACUUUCUGGAAGACCGGGUAGCUCUCUUUGCUCGACCGUACCCCAGGUCAGUGGCAGGCGUGCCCUAUCAUCUCGCUUUCAAUAUCACCACCCGCGAGUUUGGCUUUGAGUUUUUCCCAUUGAAGGACUCGUUGCUCCAGACAGAGCUGGUGCUUCCCAGUAUUCAAUAUCCAGAGGGAUCGUUUCAAGUCAACGUCAGUGAAGACCUGAGAUGGGUCCUGAGUGCUUCAACAGCCCCUAGUGUGCUAAGGGUGACUGGAACUAAACACUCUGCCCUAAAUAGGAAAUCCUUUGUCAAAAUCAAGCCUGUCAAAUAGAGCCCUUCCUCGUACUAUUCUCAACCAAUCCCGCCCCUGGAUCUCUUAUUUGAAUGUACUUUGGUCCAAGGAAAGUAAAGCGUCGUGCAUUCAAGAA
Tigriopus californicus is the source of this 2026-nucleotide messenger RNA. RefSeq lists its product as uncharacterized. Bases 154 to 1929 code for a protein of 591 amino acids. The record is from RefSeq and is a predicted model, not a curated record. The transcript has 2 exons. Lineage: Eukaryota; Metazoa; Arthropoda; Copepoda; Harpacticoida; Harpacticidae. Gene Ontology annotation, molecular function: hydrolase activity, hydrolyzing O-glycosyl compounds.